Aegilops tauschii subsp. strangulata is the source of this 645-nucleotide messenger RNA. NCBI's taxonomy places the organism in Eukaryota, Viridiplantae, Streptophyta, Magnoliopsida, Poales, Poaceae. The record is from RefSeq and is a predicted model, not a curated record.
AUGGAGUUCACACUUGAACCAAAGGAAGCUGCUGGUGAGGGCAAGAAGAAGAAGGAAAGGAAGAGAGGAAGAUGGUGCAAGAAAGUGGAUCCCAUGGCAGAAUUUGAGAAGCACUCAUAUGAGGAAGAAGAAGAAGAAGAAGAAGAAGAGGAUGAUGAUGCACCAGCAUCAAAGUCUCAAAAGCUGAUGGGGGAUGCCAUCAAGUCUGGGGCUGCCCCUUCAAAGCCCAAGGCUGCCCCCAAAGCUUCUGCUCCAGCUCCAAAGACUUCAAACCCCAAGAGGAGCACAAGGAACAUCCCAGCUGCUGAAAAGAACAAGGCCCCAGCACAAGAAAAGAGAGAGAAAGCUAAGGCUGACAAAGCUGCAAAGAUGCCAAGUGUUGAAGAGGCGUCUCAAGUGUUUCUCAAGACCAAACAAGAUCAACUUGCAUAUCUGAUUCAAGCAACCUUGAGGAUUGAGAAGGGCUUGGCCACCCUGACUCAGAACCUAGAGAGCCUGGAAAGGAUCAUUGAGACUAAGUUCUAUGAUCUUGAUCUAAAAGUGACAGAGAUGCAGACAGCAGUUGAGCAGCUCCAGGAAGAAGCUGAGGAGAGGAAAGGGCAGGCUACCACAGAUGCCUUUCAGAGAGUGCCAAGAGAGGAUUAA